UCGAAGUUUCACUCUAAGAAACGCUUUCUCUCUCCACCGUCUGUUUCUCUCUCUAAGCUUUUUUCCGGCCAACAGUAGCAAAAUAUGGGUGGCAAUUCGCCGUGCGCCUCGUGCAAACUCCUCCGGCGACGGUGCGCCAAAGACUGCAUUUUUGCUCCCUAUUUUCCCUCCGAUGACCCCCACAAGUUUGCUAUUGUUCAUAAGGUUUUUGGUGCCAGCAAUGUCAGCAAAAUGUUGCAGGAACUGCCAGUGCAGCAAAGAGGCGACGCCGUGAUGAGCCUAGUUUAUGAGGCAAGUGCAAGAGUGAGGGACCCAGUUUAUGGCUGCGUAGGGGCAAUUUCGUACUUACAAAAUCAAGUCUCACAGCUACAGAUGCAAUUGGCUGUCGCUCAAGCUGAGAUUCUUUGCAUCCAGAUGCAACAAGACCACCCCGUUUUCCCAAAUUGCCCUCAGAUCCACUCCGACGAGAAACCCCCCACUCUUCUACUCCCCCCGCCGUCAUCGCCGCCGUCUCAGUGCCUCAAUUUUGCUUCCUCUCCCAAUGUAAUUUAUGAUGCCAUUUUUGGACAUGACAUCGUUUCUUAAAUCAUGAUCAUAAUUAUCACUUCA
Messenger RNA from Cucurbita moschata (crookneck pumpkin), 609 nucleotides. RefSeq names its product LOB domain-containing protein 12-like. The record is from RefSeq and is a predicted model, not a curated record. Bases 85 to 585 code for a protein of 166 amino acids. NCBI's taxonomy places the organism in Eukaryota, Viridiplantae, Streptophyta, Magnoliopsida, Cucurbitales, Cucurbitaceae. The transcript is spliced from 2 exons.